Molecule: messenger RNA, 1742 nt
Organism: Tarenaya hassleriana
Lineage: Eukaryota; Viridiplantae; Streptophyta; Magnoliopsida; Brassicales; Cleomaceae
Product: translation initiation factor eIF-2B subunit gamma
Exons: 14
Coding region: 108-1481 (457 amino acids)
Biological process (GO): biosynthetic process; cytoplasmic translational initiation
Cellular component (GO): guanyl-nucleotide exchange factor complex; eukaryotic translation initiation factor 2B complex
Molecular function (GO): translation initiation factor activity; guanyl-nucleotide exchange factor activity
Source: RefSeq, a predicted model, not a curated record
ACGUAGUUCAGCGGGUUCACUUCGACGCAAACCCCAGUUUGGUGACUUUGGUCCCUUUUCCUUGAACUGAAACCUCUCUGUCUCUCUCGUCAUUUCGGAUUCAAAGAAUGGAUUUCCAGGUCGUAAUUCUCGCCGGCGGCGUCUCUGUGAAUCUCGUCCCUUUAGUCUCCAAGGAUGUUCCUAUGGCGCUGCUUCCGGUGGCUAAUCGUCCCGUGCUCUCUUACGUUCUGGAGCUGCUCGAGAGCAGUAAUCUCAAGGACCUGAUCGUCGUUGUCGAAGGAGAAGAUGCCGCUCUUAAAGUUGGCGGCUGGAUCUCAUCUGCGUAUGUUGAUCGUCUACACGUUGAGGUUGCUGCUGUUCCUGAGGAUGUUGGAACCGCUGGAGCACUUCGGGCAAUUGCGCACCACUUGACUGCAAAAGACAUUUUGAUUUUGAGUGGAGAUAUUGUUUCUGAUAUUUCUCCUGGUGCUGUGGCAGCCACUCAUAGACGACAUGAUGCAGUAGUAACCGCGAUGCUUUGUGCUGCGCCUGUCAGUGGCCCAUCAGAGUCUGGAGCUGCUGGCGGGAAAGAUAAAAACAAAAAACCCGCUCGCUAUGAUAUUACUGGACUUGAUCCCUCUAAACAGUUCUUGUUAUACAUAGCCACAGGCGCUGAGAUUGAGAAAGAUACCCGUGUACAAAAGAGCAUUCUCCGUGCAGCAGGGAAGAUGGAAAUCCGAGCUGAUCUCAUGGAUGCCCAUGUAUAUGCCUUCAAGAGAUCAGUCCUACAGGAAGUCUUGGACCAAAAGCCUGCUUUUCGGAGCCUGAAACAGGAUGUACUCCCAUAUCUUGUUCGGACCCAGCUGAGAUCAGAGGUCUUGAGUGAUACAAAUGUUGAAGAAAACGGGAACGGGAAGAAUAACUCUCAGAACAACCAAGUGAUUUUGUCUCAAAUUCUGUCAAACGCUUCCUCGCCAAGCUUCCAUCAAGUUUAUGCAUCAAGUCUGAAUGGGUUAGAUACUGCUCAGAAAACCCAUAAAUGUUGUGUUUAUAUUGCAGAUGAAAGCAAGUAUUGUGUACUCUUGAAUUCAAUUCAAGCCUUCAUGGACGUAAAUAGAGAUGUCAUUGGUGAGGUGAACCACCUAUCUGGAUACUCUUUUUCUGCUCAUAACAACAUUAUCCACCCAUCAGCCGAGCUUGGGUCAAAAACAACAGUUGGGCCCCACUGUAUGCUGGGAGAAGGCUCACAGAUGGGCGAUAAGUGCAGCGUCAAAAGAUCUGUAAUUGGUAGGCACUGCAGGAUAGGCUCCAAUGUAAAGGUGGUGAAUUCCGUCAUAAUGGACCAUGUCACAAUCGGAGAUGGAUGUUCAAUACAAGGAUCGGUUGUAUGCAGCAAUGGACAGCUUCAGGAGCGUGUUGUAUUAAGAGACUGCCAAGUUGGAGCAGGCUAUGUGGUUUCCACCAGUAGUGAGCACAAGGGAGAGACGUUAGCGAGGAAAUAGAGAACGAGGAAGACAGAUUCUUUUUCGGACGAAGAGGGGAGACAAUGUGCUACGAAGGUAUGAUGGAUGAUAUUGGGGCUAAUACGGGACAACAACAAAGGUUUGGUCUUUAGGUAGGAAUUGCGCAAUGCGUGGAUAUUGAGUUUUGUCAUUUUAUAAACCUUUACGUGAAUCACUGUUUGUUUGUGUGAUGACGAGAAGAACAUGAACGUGAGCAUGAACAUCAUCAUCAUCCAACCUAAAGAGUUUUAUUACAGAACA